AUGGAUUCAAGAUUCAGCGACACCGUUCCUUCCCUGAGGAGUAUUGAUGAAAAGAGUGAUGAUGAAUAUGCAUUUGUGAAAGCUUUACGUAUGACUGGUGGAGAUGGAGCCAGCAGUUACUCCGCCAAUUCUCUUAUUCAGAAAAGAGCUAUAUUAAUGGCAAGACCAGUCUUGGUUAAAAAUACAGAAGAAAUGAUGAAGAGUGUAAACUUUCCUAACUAUAUCAAAGUUGCUGAACUGGGUUGUUCUUCGGGACAAAACACGUUUUUGGCUAUCUCUGAGAUCACCAACACCAUCAAUGUGCUGUGCCAACAAUCGAACCAAAACCCUCCAGAAAUCGAUUGUUGUCUGAAUGAUCUUCCUGAAAACGAUUUCAACGCAACGUUCAAGUUCGUACCCUACUUCAACAAGGAGCUCCUGAAGACAAACCAAGCAUCGUGUUUCGUCUAUGGAGCACCAGGUUCCUUCUACUCUAGGCUCUUCUCUCGCAAUAGCCUCCAUUUUAUACAUUCUUCUUACUCUCUCCAUUGGCUCUCCAGGGUUCCAGAAAAACUCGAGAAUAAUAAGGAAAAUGUGUUCAUAACAAAUUCAAGUCCUCAAAGUGCUUUCAAGGCUUACUUGAAUCAAUUCCAAAAAGAUUUCACAAUGUUUUUAACGUUACGUUCUGAGGAAAUUGUCUCUAACGGACGAAUGGUUCUUGCCUUCGUCGGUAGAAACACUGUUAACAAUGAUCCAUUGUUUAGAGAUUGUUGUCACGCUUGGACACUGCUAUCAAAAUCUCUCUGUGACCUAGUCUUCGAGGGCCUAGUGAGUAACUUAAAACUGGAUGCAUUCAACUUGCCCUUUUAUGAUCCGAGCGAGCAAGAACUUAGAGAUGUGAUACAAAAUGAAGGCUCUUUUGAAAUCAAUGACUUGGAAACACAUGGAUUGGAUCUUGGUCAUAGUAACUGCGUAGACGAAGAAGAUAACUAUGAAGCAGGACACAAUGAGGCUAAAUCUAUAAGAGCCGUUACUGAACCAAUGCUCGCUGCUCAUUUUGGAGAAGAUAUUAUCGAUAUCUUGUUUGAUAAGUAUGCUCGCCAUGUGAGACAACACUCGAGCUGCAGUAACAAAACGUGUGUCACUCUUGUCGUCGGGUUGACUAAGAAAUAA
This is a messenger RNA of Eruca vesicaria subsp. sativa (arugula), 1152 nucleotides long. The record is from the annotation of a GenBank genome assembly. Lineage: Eukaryota; Viridiplantae; Streptophyta; Magnoliopsida; Brassicales; Brassicaceae.